AUGGUGGGCAUAUUCAGGAUGACGGAGAUCACUGCACGUCUGCUCUGCGGCUUGCUCCUGCACGAGUUCUGCCGGGAUGAGCUGGGCGACGCAGGGAUCUUCGUGGUUCCGGCCGUGGCAUUGGCAGAUUUCGUUUGCACGGCGGCCUUGGCGAGGCUGACGGGUGUGGCCACGAGGCUUCUCGCGUGCCUCUCCCUCGCGGUUGUCUCCCUGAUGGUGAACGUAAACUUCUUUCAGCGCGACGAGGAGCGAGAGGAAUUCGCCAACUUCCUGGUCGGGCUGCGGGUUUUCGAGUACGUCGCGGUCGCUGCAGCGGCUGGCUGCCACUUCAAGUUCGUGGAGGGCGGAUCCGAAGCUCUGAUGGGCUUCGUCAGAAAGGACCCCGCUCUGUUCGGGGCGGCGCUGUUCUUCAUGUUGUCCUACCCCGUGGCCGUCGUGUUCUGGACGCAGAUCAAGAAGAGGGCCCGUGUGGAGGAGCAGUGGGAGAGCCAGUCGUGA
Molecule: messenger RNA, 498 nt
Organism: Prorocentrum cordatum
Lineage: Eukaryota; Dinophyceae; Prorocentrales; Prorocentraceae
Source: the annotation of a GenBank genome assembly